Notechis scutatus (mainland tiger snake) is the source of this 468-nucleotide messenger RNA. The record is from RefSeq and is a predicted model, not a curated record. NCBI's taxonomy places the organism in Eukaryota, Metazoa, Chordata, Lepidosauria, Squamata, Elapidae.
GGUCUUACAAAAAAAACAAACCAAAACAAACAACCCAGAAGGACUGAAAUGUUCGUAAUUUUUCGCGCAGGCACUGGCAAAACAUCCACUCUGAUCCAGUACGCCAGGAAGUGGUCCGAGCAGAACUUCCUGUACUUGGCGUUCAACAGGACCAUCGCCAACCAGGCGUCGCAGGUUUUCCCCGCCAACGUCACCUGUAAAACCAUCCACUCUUUAGCGUUUGCAGAAGUCGGCAGACAUUACAAACAGAAGCUUAACCCGGGCUCGCUGACCUCCUAUAUGGUCAGCUCCGUCCUCUCCAAUCGCCAGGGACAGUCUCCGUUCAUCAGAGGCAAGACGAUCGUUCAGACCCUCACUGCCUUUUUCGCGUCGGCGGAUGCGACCAUCACCAUGGAGCACGCGCCCAUUUGGUGCAAGAACAACCGUGGGCAAAACGUCCUUGUGGAGGAAUGCGAAAAGCACGUGAGU